CAGCGUCACCUGCAGGUUGGUGAUUUUGGAAGAAGCAGGUCUUCGUCACCAAGAGGUAUGCAAUCAACAGGCUUUGGUGGAGGCGGUGGCGGACAAAUGGCCCAACUGAAUAAUCAAGUUGAGCCAGCGACACGCUUCUCAUCCAGUGCCGGCUAUGUGGCGCAGCAAUUGAUCGAGCCCACAGGUUUCAACAUGUCACCGGACGUACCAAAUUUCUUGAGGGAUAGUUAUGACUAUUCAUCGGAAACUCGGAAUGGUGGAUAUGCUGGUUCAAUGCUGCCGGAAGAGGCUAUCAGCUAUGAUGAAAACAGUCCCUAUGAGAUUAGCCCAACGAACCAAAUGGCAAGAAGGAUGAGGGGCGGUGAGUUCUUUUCCAACGCUGCUGACUGGAGUGGUGCGAGAAGCCAGGCAAACAUGUACUACGGCCCAGACGAAGGCUACACACAACCUGGCUACCACACUUCGACAGCUCGCCCCACAAGCGACCUGCUGGCAGAUGCCGCUGACUGGAGCUCAUCUGGCGGUCAAGCCAGCAUCACGCACGAUGCUAGUGGAUAUGGAUUUUACGACAAUUUCCGCGAAGAUGGCUUCUAUUAGAUGAACCUCCUGGCUUUGGUGGGUCCGUACCUGGGAUUCCUUAGCAUGGUGGCAUUCUUCUGCGCUGUUGUCUCGUAAGGUAUGCGCCUCGUCGUCUAGAUUAUUACAAUCUCAGCAGACGCAUCCCACGCUAUUGACCGCUCUCAUGAUAUUUGCAAAAAGUAUCUAACUAAUAUAACGCAACAGAACAUCCACACGCCCGAGGUGAUUUGUAACCCUCGGCAGCAGAGGAGACCCCCAAUUGGACUUGGCUUUCGAUGCUUUCUUCUUUUUUCGCGCAUAUUGUAGUCGCAUCGUCCCUCCUCGCAGGCGUCGCACGUCGCCGUCUGUUUCUUCUUAGUUCAUCAUUCGUGCAAACGACGAUCGAUCUCCUCAUCCGGCCCUCGAGCAGUCAAAUGCAUCUUCGUGCCACAGUUUGUCGGCGUUGGUAGGUCGGUUCUUGG
Messenger RNA from Seminavis robusta, 1040 nucleotides. The record is from the annotation of a GenBank genome assembly. Lineage: Eukaryota; Bacillariophyta; Bacillariophyceae; Naviculales; Naviculaceae.